This is a messenger RNA of Sitophilus oryzae (rice weevil), 1851 nucleotides long. It is a transcript of the gene Pnn, whose product is annotated as pinin. The transcript is spliced from 3 exons. Bases 152 to 1495 code for a protein of 447 amino acids. The record is from RefSeq and is a predicted model, not a curated record. Gene Ontology annotation, cellular component: catalytic step 2 spliceosome. Lineage: Eukaryota; Metazoa; Arthropoda; Insecta; Coleoptera; Curculionidae.
GACAGAACAAUGACAAAUGACAGUUGACUAGUUGGUUGGGUGUUUGAAAGUUUGGUUAGUUGAAUUUGCGUAAAUUAAUUUAUCAGAAAAUAAUAAAUCUACACAUUAUAUAUGCCUUAACAUAUUCAAAAUCAACACAGCCCAACUGGAAAUGGCGACAGAAAUACUAAAGUCCUUCAAUCACCUCCAAAAUGAAUUGGAGGAAGCGAGAAGUAGCUUAAAAGGUGUCGAUGAAAACAUUAAACGUCUGAUCGGCAGGGAUCCCAGCGAAAUUCCACCUCGACCCGGUUUAAAAAGACAGUUAAGCGAUAAACCUUUUCAUCCCGCAUCAAAGUUGCCUCGUAGGGCGAUAGAAAAUGAGGAAAUUUUGGGGAAGCGUCGUAACCCAAACUCUGUUUUUAAAAGACUCUCGGAGAAAGUAUACGACGAACCUCCAAAAAUACAACCAAGAGGAGGACUUAUUAGCAAAGUAAUCCCUGCCCCAAAAGAGGUUCCAAGCAGGCAAGAUGCUUUGGAUAAACAAAGCAAAGAUGAAAAGUUUAAAGCAAGAAAUCGUAGAAUGUUUGGUGCUCUUCUAGGCACUUUACAGAAGUUUCAACAGGAGGAAACGAAAUUAAAGAAAAAAGAAGAAAAAAGGAGUCAAAUAGAGAAAAAAAUUGAAGAACAUGAAAUGCAAGAGAAGGCAGAAAUCAAGAAAGAAAGGCAAGAGCUUUUUUUAAACAGAAAGAAAAAACAGCAAGAAAUUAAAAUGAUUGAGCUUAAAAUGUUGCGAAUGAAGGAAUACACAUUAUGGGAAGACUCUCAGAAACCCAGAAAGCAUUUUAUUACUACUAAAACAAAACCUCACAUACAUUAUUUGCCAAGAAGAAUGAACGAUAAGUCAAAGGAAUUACUGGAAAAAUCUAGGAAAGAAGUUGAAGAGCAUAUUGAGAACAAACGGAAAGCAGUAUUCGAUGAACUAAAUCACAUUGAGGAACGUAUGAAAAAGAACUUUGAAAGUAAAACUCAUACUAAAGAACCAAAAGAAGAACUAAGUGAUACCCGACAUGAUCGCCGUGAUAGUGAUAAUGAAUCUGAUGAUGAUAUAGACAUGAAAAUGGAUGACAGAGAGGAAGAGAAAGAUGAAACAGAACCAACAGAGGAAUUGAAGCAAAAGGAAUCAAACCAGAUUGUUUCAAAUGAAGAUCAGAGUAAGCCUGAAGAAUCCAGUACUGUUGCAGCAGAUUCUGAAGAAAAAGAAGGACACAGCAUUGAGACACAUCAAGAACAAAAUGGUAAUGAAUCAGAAGAAAAACAUAUUAAUAUGGAAGUGGAGAUAGAAAAUAUACAGGAUGACAAUAAAAAAGAAAACUCGGAAAAGGAUGUUGAGAGUGAACAGAAUAAUGUUCAUGAUAGUGAAAGUGCAAAUGUUGACAUUAAUCAAGUAGAAGAAAGCACAAGUGUGGAAAUUGACAGACAAGAAGUUACUGAACAAAGUGAAAAUACCAGUAUUUGAUUUAAACAAAAACAAAACUGUAUAGAACCUAGAAAUUAGUUUUAGCAACUACUCACUAUUCCAAAAUGAGUUUUUUAAGAUAAAAACUGUCAAAAUUCAAAAUUGAUCUAUGAAACAUCUAGUUUUCGUAAGGUAUGAUAUUUAUUUUGAAGACUUUAUACCUGUACAAAAUAUUGUAUAAAUAAGAAAGUUUUAAGUAAAAUUGUAUUUCUGUAUAAGUGUUUUUAGAAAAGCCAGAGGUUUGAAGGACUUUGGCUUUGUGAAAGAUUUUUUAUUACUGACCACGGAAAGACCUUUUCUAAUAACUAUCAUCUAAUUUCUAAUUGAAUAACAGUCAUAAAUGAAAAGGGUAUAGU